AUGGCAAGCAGUGGCCCCCAGUCUGUCUUGGACAGACGUAACCCCAACCCUGACAGCAACAAUCUUGUUGUUGAUAGAAUAACGCGACGACGCAGUCCUAUACGUCCUGCCAAGGGACCAGGUGCUGACCAAAUCGUUCCGCGUAUUGCACAACCCUAUCGGACAAGCUUCUCGGCUGUGGUUUCAUUACCACGCCACCACAAAUCGUCAGAUGAAAUUGCUGCAGCAAAUAUGACCCUAGACAAACUCCGUGCUGAUCAUGGCCCACUAAAAAGUGGUCGCCGUGGCGUCAGCCCCAGACAUGUAACUUAUGAUACCACCGUUAAGGUGAGGCACUCAGACACUGAAGACAGCCUCAUGACAAGCCUCAGUGGACAAGAUUCAAGCUACAGUCCGCUCGAAUCACCUCGGGAUAGUUCGGACAUACUGUCCCCACUUUCUGCCAUGUCAUCCGAAUCAGAAAAGAGUUGUCCACAGCUUCGAUCAGGCAACCAAGAAGUGUUGAAAGGAAUUCGUAAAGGCUAUGAUAGUGCUUCUGUUGGUGCCGGGGAUCGUCUGACCCCAAAUCACAAUGUAGGUUUCCUCUCCCCAGGAUCACCAGGUUCAGACGGUAAUAUCAAUAAAACAAACAUAAGCAAAGAUUACGUUUAUGAUAGAACCAUUAGUUACAGAAUGGCAAUUCAAGCACAGUACUCUGAUGAGGUAAAGAAACUCGCCGCAGCAAAUGUGGAGGAGAAAGCACCUGAAGAAGGAGCGCAAAGUUCAAAUGAUGAUACAAACAAAAGUGAAAUAGGUACCCAGUCAAAUAAGGAAAGUGAGCCGUCAGUACAAGGGGCCGUCGCCGCCUCUGCCACAGACGCCAGUUCCUCAGACUCCAAACGCCAUGAACCGCAUUUCUUGAGUCAUGCCAAGAAGUCACUAAGUACCAGUGUCGGCAAUUUCUUUCGACGUCUAUCGCCGAACGUUAGGAGAAGAACAAAACAUCACAAGAAGAGCUCGUCUACCGAAGGCAGUGCACAGAGCUUGAACACCAGUGACUCUUGUUCCAUUGAAAGUGAUCCAUCCGGCCAUCCUUUCCACCGUUCGAACAGUAAAAGCCGAAGAUCGUUUAUGAAGUUCUUCGGAAAGAUACACAACCGGAAAAAGUCUCAUAGUUUAAGAUCCGUUGGUGAUAACAAACCAUCAAAAGAGGAUGAACUGGACUGCUCUCAGUCUCAGGACAUCAAACAGUUUGAUUCUUCAACCCAACGCAUACUCAAAUCAAUUGAACAGAACUCUAUGUCAGACAAGACGAUUUACCAAAAAUUCAAGGCAAAGCAACCAUCAAAUACUGGCAGUGACUCAAGCAGCAAGAGUCAAGCCGUGCGUCCUAUUCAAGCUACAAAUAUGGCGUUGUGUAGCAGUCCCACGGAGCCCAACCACACAAAUAAAGAAAAUGAACUCAAGUUAAUGUCACUCCCUCUGAAAGCGUCAACCCCUGAUAACAAAAAUGCACUACAAAUCAACUUGAGCCCCCAAAGCACAACAAGUACAGGUGGGGCUGUGUCGUCCUUGUAUGCCAACUCCUCUUUGUCUGAUCAAAACCAGUCUGUCGAUGACUUCUCAUUGGCUGUACACACGCCAGGUAAGUUUCGUGUGACCUUUGCGCUCGCUUGUUUAAAGCAUUUAUUAAUUUGUUUGUUUGACAGUUUACUCAACUCACCUUAA
Messenger RNA from Acanthosepion pharaonis, 1707 nucleotides. The record is from the annotation of a GenBank genome assembly. Lineage: Eukaryota; Metazoa; Mollusca; Cephalopoda; Sepiida; Sepiidae.